Girardinichthys multiradiatus is the source of this 1664-nucleotide messenger RNA. Its product is annotated as growth arrest and DNA damage-inducible protein GADD45 beta-like. The transcript has 4 exons. Gene Ontology annotation, biological process: regulation of cell cycle. The record is from RefSeq and is a predicted model, not a curated record. Gene Ontology annotation, cellular component: nucleus; cytoplasm. Bases 382 to 843 code for a protein of 153 amino acids. Lineage: Eukaryota; Metazoa; Chordata; Actinopteri; Cyprinodontiformes; Goodeidae.
AAAUUUGCACAAUUGUUUUUAGAGGUUUAUUUUUAUUAUUUACAAAGAUUUCUUUGUCAACUCGACACCUUAUCAGAAUGACACAGCAAUCACGUUUUUUAGGAUCUGUAAAAUCAUUACUCACUUUAACAACAAAAAUAAAACCCGGCUGUCCGCAUGACAGAAGAAAGACGUCAGUUUCCCGUUGAGCCAAUUGCAGAUGUCGGGUAGUUUCGGUGCCGCCCUCCUCUGAUCCCCCGGUAUAAGAAGCUUUUCGCAAUCCUACCAACCACAAACGCUGCGUUACAAACACGCCUGCAGAGAUUGUACGCACUCUGAUGAUAUCAAACCACCGGACUCAAGACUUUCACGAAGCUGGGAUUAUUUGUCUGGUUUGCAGACAUGAUUCCUGAGGAAAGCGUCGGCUCCGUCGAGACCAGGAUGCAGUCUGCAAGCUUGGCACUGGAGGAGUUGCUUGUAACUGCCCAAAAACAGCACUGCCUCACUGUUGGCAUCUAUGAAUCAGCAAAACUUCUCAAUGCAGAUCCAGACAGCGUGGUCCUGUGCGUUCUGACAACUGACGAUGAGGAGGACGUGGCGCUGCAGAUCCACUUCACGCUGCUGCAGUCCUUCUGUUGCGACAGCAGCAUCAACAUCCUGCGGGUCUCUGGGGUUCAAAGGCUGAGGCAGCUUCUGGGUGGUGUGGAUGCCAACCAAAACCAAGAGGAAAUCGGAGACCUCCACUGCAUGCUGGUCACGAAUCUUCAGGUAGACCACUACAGACUACAAGAAGUUGGGAUGUACUGCCAAGAGAGCCGGCUCCUUGACCAGUGGGUUCCUGAGCUGGUUCUGCAGGAACGGUGAAGGGUCUAAAUACCCCUAGAAACCCUGGCGUUUCUGGGUUGAGAUACUGAAGAAAUGAAGGAUCUUGAUGCUCAAGUAACAAUAUCCCUGAGUGAUUUUACUCCCAGUGACCAAAUUUAAGGAUACGAGGAGGCUAAAACGUUCCCCAAGUUGCUGUAAAACUGUUGGACGUUUCUGCAGGAAAAUACUCUCAGAAAAAUACACUCUUAUGCACCUUUUUCAGCUUCUGUUUGGGCACUCAUAAUGGUCAAAAACUGUUUAAAAUUAAUCAUUAAGAGGUGCAGCAGCAUUGUUGUAACUUGUCCACACCCAGUUCAUACCUGGAAGAUUUGCAUGCUUACUGUCUGGAUUGAAAUGUUGUUGUAGAGAAUCUACUGUAUAACCAACAUUCCCGAGUGUUCACAAUUGGGAGAGUCUCCGGAUUGAAGGGCUGUGCGUGAAAGCGUGGUAUGCAUACACAAUGUCUUUCUUUAGAAACGACUGGGUGUGCUGUGUGUGCGCUUUUGCAGAGAGCAGCUGAACCUGUGGAGGAGUGAUCGCUAUGGAAACUGAAACUGCUCUGAUACAAGACACAGGAUUGGGCUGGCUUUGCAGAACCAAAGAACUGCAAAAAAAAGGACAUAGGAGCUACUGUUUUAGGUCUGAAUUCAAAACUCAGGGGGAUACAGAAUAAUCUGUGUUUCUGAUCAGGACUGUAAUGUAAUGUGCCUUUACAAAUGUUGCCUAUUUUAUAACAAUUUGAAUUGUUUGUUAAUUUAUUAUUUCUAUCAUUGGUUCCUAGUCUAUCUUUUGUGCAAUAAGUCAAUAAAUUAUUGAAUUAA